Molecule: messenger RNA, 2581 nt
Organism: Cylas formicarius (sweet potato weevil)
Lineage: Eukaryota; Metazoa; Arthropoda; Insecta; Coleoptera; Brentidae
Product: cytochrome P450 4C1-like
Exons: 8
Coding region: 130-1635 (501 amino acids)
Molecular function (GO): iron ion binding; monooxygenase activity; heme binding
Source: RefSeq, a predicted model, not a curated record
GUUUAAUAACAAAAUUUCAGUAUUUAUGUAGUUAUAUUUAUGUAGAUAUUUUGGUGAUACCUUUGCUUUCAUUUAUUCGAAUCGUCGCUUCCACUGUACUGAACGCAACGGGCUUCUCAGCUCAAAAACAUGGACCAAACUCCAAAGUUUUUCUACAACGGGGUGUCGCCUACGCAUGUUCUAAUUGCGAUUUUCGCGAGUACGCUCCUCGCGUAUUAUUUCCAUCUGUCAUGGCGGCAACGGAUACAAAAUGCAAAGACUAGGAAUUGGUCGGGGCCACCGUCGUUGCCGUUUCUCGGUUGCGCUUUGUCGUUCAUGGGCAACUCGUUGGAUAUUUUUCUUACCCUGUCCCAGAUGUACAAAAGCUACCAUGGCAGUUUCCGAUUGUGGUUUGGACCGCAAUUAUACUGUGCGGUCUCGCACCCCAAAGAUAUAGAUACUAUACUGAACAGCGAGCAUGCACUGCAGAAAGCUGACAUUUACAGGAUCGCUGAGAUAGCUCUGGGACACGGACUGCUGACAGCGCCAGUGCCUACGUGGAAGAAACACCGGAAAAUACUUCAACCUACGUUCAGUCACAGGAAACUGUGCAGUUACUUCCGUGCGAUCGUCGAGGAGACCGAAGUUUUAGUGGAAGAGAUGAAGGGGUACGCUGGCAAAGGUGAAAUCGACAUUAACAACUUAAUUAGCAAGUGGAUCUUCGAAAUAUCGUGCGAGAUCGUCUUAGGGAUAAAGGCACACGCGUACGCGGGAGGCAGCAAUUUCGUACGCCUAGUUGAUCGAGGCCUGCAAAUACUAGCGACGAGAGUGUUCAGGAUUUACCUUCAUAGCGAUUUUGUGUUUUACAAGACGCCUCUGGGCAAAGAGGCGAUACUGCUCGUCGAAGAAGUGAGAACGUUUGUGCAAAAAAUCGUCGACGAACGCAAACGACAACCGACUGAAAAAAUGGACGCUCAAUUCGUGUCCUUCCUCGAUUUUCUACUGGCGGACAAUCGGUAUACCGAUUCGGAGAUGGUGGACGAAAUGCUGACGAUGCUGAUCGCUAGCGCCGAUACCACGACCACGACGUCCAAUUUCUUGUUUAUGGUCCUCGGAUUUCAUCCAGACGUGCAGGAAAAGGUCUACGAGGAAAUUCUCGAAGUGAUUGGACCGCGACGAGCCGUCGAAAUGUCGGAUUUGCCGGAACUGAAAUACAUCGAACGAGUUAUCAACGAGGUUAUGCGCUUGUUCCCUGUGGCUCCGUUUCUGCUUCGAACGGCCUUCGAAGACAUAGAUCUCGGCGACAAAAUAAUUCCCAAAGGUGCGGCCAUCGUGUAUUCCUUCCUAGUCACCCACCGCAUGGAAAAAUACUGGCCGGAUCCGUUGAAAUUCGAUCCGGACAGGUUCCUCCCCGAAGAAAUAGCGAAGAGACCCUCGAGCGCCUUUGCCCCGUUCUCUUGCGGACCGAGGAACUGCCUGGGUCGAAAAUUUGGAAUGACUUACAUGAAGGUACUGGUCGCUACCGUUUUGAGGAGGUACAGGUUCCACUCUUACUCGUACAAGAGGAUCGAGGAUAUUAAAAUCACCGCGAAUAUACUGAUAAGGGCCGAAGACGGGUUCAAGGUCGCUUUCGAACGCAGAAAGGCGGAUUUGUAACUCCAAUAAAAAUAUUUCAUACCGAAAAUAUGACGAAUUUUCAAUUAUUCAUUGCGAGAGAUACAAAUGCUUGUUGGCGGCUGACGUGAGAAAUACGACGUGAUUUUUCUUAGUCGUUUUCAGGGAUCCUUUUGACAUGAUAAUCAUGUGAUUUUUUUUUGACGUAUCUAAACCUUCGUUUUUCUAACCUACAGCAAGUGACGCGCUCUAUCAUGAAGAUACUUUAAUGUUACCAUUUAAAAAGCUGGUGUAAGUAGAGAAUAGUCUGCUUGCAGUUUGUCAUGAACAAAUAAUUGGUUGGUAAGAUUUUCUGUAAAAAUUGCAUACGUUUUAAGGGCCUUGAAUCGAGGAGAAGUAUCAUCUGAACCAGGAAACUUGGAGUUCCACGAAAUAUAAGAGUCAGAAAGAAUAUAAAACCACGAAUGCUUCUGUAAUUUUAUACUUUCGUGCUCCUAUUGUUUUUCCCAUGGGUAAUUAUUUACUACUCAAUGGGUUCCUUCUAUUUUGGUAUUUAAAAAAUAGUAACUAUUGUUUUUAUAUUAUUAUUGUUUGUUUCUUUCGAAAAUCGAUGAAAUCGAAUUUUUUGAAAGUACUUGCGUUUGUAUAAAAAUUUUAUAUCUCUGUAACGGUAGCUCCUAUGGGAUCGCCGCUGGUACAGAAAUUAUUACCGUAGAAAACAAAAUUUUUUUUGUCUGUCUGUUCUCCGUUCUCGUCUUUUGGUUUUUCCUGAAUAACUUUCGAACCGUUGGAGCUACAAAAUCAAAAUUUGCUUCCUUUUUAACCCUACACGAGGCACAUAAGCUUAUAAGAAAUAGCCCGGAUCCGACGCUGGUAUCGACCUUCUUUUCGCGAUUUUCGAUUGUUUUUUGAAUAUUGCUAUGAAACACGAUAAGUGUCCGAAAUUUGAAGUAAUCGACUUCAUACAUAACACAUAAUAAAAAUAAUA